ACAGUUUGUGCGUAGCACGUGUCGGUACCGUGCGCUUGUUCAGUGGUUAUUUAGAAGAACCAAAACAAAAUAUACAAUAAUAGCGGCGCGUCGUAGCGUGGACCUUGACCGUUGCAGUUGCCAGUUGGAAGGAAAUUAUUGCUUCCUGUGUCUGUUUCGUCAAAAUCUUUCGUGGAGACGAACGUCGUCCACCCUCCGCCUACUAGGAUGGGUCCUCUAUGCAAUAAAAUUUUAUCAGCUAGACUAAGUCGAAUGUUUGGCGUGAUGAUUGUUUGAUGUAUAUAAUCAUAUUCCAAUAAACGGUUUCUGUUUAUCAAAAGUGCCUGCUAUGAUUGCUUUGUAUUUGGCGCGAUAACCACUCUCGGCUGAGCGAUACUCUCAUCUGGGCAGUUUGGGUCGCGUUGGCCGUACAGGUAGAUCGUCGUUAGUCGCGCCUUCAGGGCAGAAUCAAUCAGCAUCUGCAGGAGGUGACAUCGAGUUGUAAUCCCAUGGCGAACUUUCGGUAGAGAAUCUUGGAAGUGUACCCUAACACACGGUAUCAGUGCAUCCUUAUCGCCAUCUCACUAGGGUAAUUUAUUGAAGUCAGAAAGCGAACGCGAGACAGCACACGCUUUCUUUUACUAGGCGUUCAAGAGUCUUGAAAAGAUUUGUAUCAACGGUAAACAUUUGUCUUUAUUCAAAAGAUUAAAACUACAACAGAAAAAAGGACAGUGCUGGAAAACAUUGUCUCAUGUGCAAAACCUAACGGGUAUCAGUCCGACGACCAUGGGAGUUCACGAGCUCGAUCAGUGUUAAACGCGAUGGCAACGGAAUUUGUUCAUCUCAAGCUCGCGGCAUACUAGAUGUAACAGUUUCCAUGUAAUUUUACUGAAUGUGUGUAAGUGGAAUUAAACGUGAUUCUGAGUGAAACUGUGUAGAAAAACCCAAUAACAAACAUGGCAAAAAAUCAACGAAAUACCAAAAAUGGCACGCAGGUCGAUCAUGUCGCGUACUAUCACACCUACAAGUACAACUCGCUGCAGAGGCUCAACAAAACUAAAAACAUGCACGGUGUCAAGCGCGUCAUAGCAUUCUGCAUACUAACAGCUGUCCUGCCAGCCUCACUCAUCAUACUUCCGUUAUACCUGCGACAUACUGUAUUCGCGGACGUGGUAUACCCUAUAGCGGAGUCCGACAUCAUCGAGAUCCGCGAUGGUAUAUCGACGGUAUUCUGCCAACGUCAUACCCUGCAGAUGAACACCAGCUUCAAUGCAUUCCAGCUCAACCAGAAGCCGGAAAUCUCUCAGAACCGGAAGCACAUUCGGCUGAAGAAGUCCAUGUCGCUGCCGGACGAUACUCUGGAGUACUGGGGGUUUUACCUUCUGAAGGGAGCAACCGUAGCGUUGAAGGUGUGCUCGCGUUACGACGGUUCCCGGAUACUGGUCGUCAAGGGAGAAAGAAAUCUUAGGACCUGUGGUCUGCUGGACCACAACAAGAACAAAGUGGGGGCACAUUACAAUACCGAGCACAUCCAGGUGAAGGUGACAUUCGAAUCUGCGGCCGAAAUUGUUGAAUCGUCUGGAAUUACGAGCAACAAAUCGGGCCGAUAUGUGUCCCCAGAUGAAGGGAACCACGGAGGGGAAGAUCUGACCGAAGAGGACAUGACCGCUGCCGAGAGUGUGGAUCCCUCUGGACGAACGCAUUUUCCGUCGACGCCGACUAAACAGACAAAGCAUGCAUCGGAAACGCGAAACUCAUUAGACUCAAGGCAACAGAAAGCAGACACCAAUAGUACAAGAGAUGAUGGUUCCGGUCCGGCCACGGUCAGGCCUUCCGGCACUACACGUAAGCAUACUCAAACAUCAGAAGCACCAAACACCCUGCCGGCAUCGUCCAAAGAGAUUGUUAACAGUCACAAACAUAACCCUAACUAUAAGGAUUCCAAGGUGGAUGGUUCCGUAGCGAGUGAAGAUCAACAGCGCCAUCGACGAAGACGCCAUCACGGUAAACACGGUCAUCACGAUAAGGUUGAUAAACAAAAGGCUCAUUUGCAAGAAUCGCUGAGUGGGGUAGAUAUGGCGAUGGAUAACAUUGGCACUAGGGCGCGGCGUGACAUUGUUUACGAUCGUAAAAUUAACCAUGGCGGCAACGCCAUGAAUUUCUCUAACAAUAACUCUGACUCGGAGUCUAGCUUUGAGAACAGUUUACUCACAUGUUACGAUGGUGAUAUUCUUGUGGCGCAAAGUUUCCCGCCAAGUCACUUAUGUAAGGACGUGCAAUAUCUGGAGAAUGGUAUCCAUAUGGUAACGAAGCACGAGGUCGCGUCCGAUGGAUAUUACUACUACAUUUUCUACAGUGACAACGAUUACGUGCAAAACGAUAUCCAUGCUGUGUUUGACAUAUACAAACCGACCUUUCAGUAUUCCAACAUUUCGGAGUCGAAGGGUUGCGUAAACAGUACAAAUUGUUCAUUUCCCAUCAGUUUUUGGUCGGACGAACGGGUGAUAGUGGAGGUGCCCACGAGAGACGGUAUAGAACACGAAGAGGAUGACAUAACCUUCCUGAUAUCGACGUGCCAGCCGCGUAUGGCUGUCUACAUCGUGUUCCCCAUAACCGUUCUAUUUCUUGUGUUGACGUGCGCUUUUCUGUAAGAUUUAUUUUUUUAUUGUAUUCAUAUUGAGUUACGUUUUAAAUGUUUUUCUAGUUAUGCAGAGCAAUAAACCGUUUUCCACUUUAAAGAACUUAUUCACAUGGACAACCACCAGCUCUGCUUGAGUUUACAGUGGCACAGCAAUCAUUAAUAUGCAAAUUAAUUUCGUCUAUAGACAUCUUUGCAUGGUACAUUUGGUGCGGAGCUGAAUGUCUAUUGACCGCAAAGAUCCGAGAUGGAUGAAUUCCUUCAACACCUGAAAAAGUCAUAUCUUUAUCUUUCGUAAUUCGGCUACCAAGGUUUGUCGAGUCUCACAUUAGUUUCGUCUACAAACCAUCCAGCAUACAGUUGAUCGUUAACGCAUUCAUCACCAAUCCAGUACAGUUGAGCCCGUAGUUGUUGUUUUACAGCUGCAGUCCAUGACCAUCACCCAUCAGUCACAACAACGCCUUCCGACGCAGUGAUCUCCAGUGUAUCCCAUUCGACAGGUCAGAUAUGUCCCUUCUUUUCAAGCUUAGUCCUCAGCUUGUCCAGAAUACAUGAUUUACCUGGAGCAGGACAUUUCUCAGUCAUUUGGCAUAAGGUCACUUGGCAUAAAGACAUUUGGCAUAACGGUCAUUUGGCAUAACGGUCAUUUGGCAUCAUGAGCAUUUGGCAUAAUCGAAAUACAGUAGACGUUUGAUAACUGCAACAUGUUUAUGUUUCACUUAGCGAACGUAAAUCCGAUAACUGCAACGCCUGACUGUGUCAACAAACCAUCAACUGACGUAAAAUGAACGUGAACUUCAUCCGAUUGUUCAUUUGGGCUAACAUGGCGCACCAUUCUGACAUUUUCCGGUGCGAUAACUGCAAAUUUGUUGCACUUACCGGACUUGCAGUUAUAAGGCAUUGCAGUUAAACCGUUUGCACCGACCAAACGUCUACUGUACACCCGCAUUCUGCCGAGUUAUGCACCUAUUCUGUUCCAUGGUCUCUGUUCCGUUAACCUGACGGUUCUCUCAGCAUCGUCGUUAAUGGCUGGUUUGGCGGUGCUCAAGGAAACCCAAACUGAGUUCGCCUUCGUCCAGCCACUCUGCGUUGAGAUUUGGUUAGUGAUGGCUGUAGAGAUGGUGGAGAGGUUUAAGCAUAAUUUUCCCGUCAUAUGCAUUCACAGUACUCCGGUGGUCUCGGAGUGUAACGAAAUAAGAGGAGGCAUUCAAUCGACGGUAAGAAAUCAUCCAUCGGGCUGGACAUUUGGGUCUCCUGAUGAUUUCUGUGCCCAUUCUACGAGUGGGGUGACACAGCUCGACAUUUGUCAUAUACCGCUGUAAUAACAGAUAAAGCAGAAAAUGCGUUGUUCCACUAAGUUUUCGUUUUUUUAUCAUCAAUGCUCAAUCUGAAUCAAUUUAUUGUUAUGCAACUGAAUUUUGCUAUUAGUUUGAACAUUUUUUUUGGUUAAUUUAAAAAUGAAAUGCAUAAGGCAUAUGCCAUAUGUUUUUCAUCAUUUAAAUUUUAUGUUUUAUGGCACGUUUGUCGUAAACAAAUUUUGAAAAUAUGCAUUUUUAUAUUCAGUUCAUUGUUGCUUUUCAAUUUCCAUACAAUUUUAAAAUCUCCGAACUCAGAAGACAAUAGUAUUUAAAUCUUCUCCUAAGUUACUUCUGCAAAGUUUGAGUGUAAGGUUUGUAUCAUAUAGAAUAAGUUAUCCCCUCUAGUUCAAUUGUUGUCUGAACAUAACUCUUUCGAACAUAUCGUUAUCGUUUUAUGACAUCGGAGUCGUACUGUAGUAUAUAAGUAAUAUUUAUAGAAGAAUGUAAGCACUCAGGUGAAAUCGAUAAUAAUUCGGCAAUGCUAGUCCUUAUAAUGCAGGUAAUAAGUCAGUUGAUCCUUAACAAAAAAAAAUACGUCAAAUACUAAUACGAUAUUGUAACAUUGAGAGGCUAUUACGAAAAGGCAUUACAUAUAAAGAAAAGCAGAAAGAAAAUAAUAACAUUAACAAUAAAGAACUUGAAGCAACAAGAGUUACCGAUCAGAAAAAUAACGCAAAUGACUGUAUUGAAAACAACAAAAGAAAAGAAUGUGAUAAAAUAACUGUAACCGACUCAACUUAAAAACAAAGAAAUAGUAGUUCAUAUAUGUUGAUCAUAUGACAGAACUGUAUUGAAUAAAUAUUGAAAACAUUGAAUACAUCAA
This is a messenger RNA of Aedes albopictus (Asian tiger mosquito), 4798 nucleotides long. RefSeq lists its product as uncharacterized. The transcript is spliced from 3 exons. The record is from RefSeq and is a predicted model, not a curated record. Bases 936 to 2630 code for a protein of 564 amino acids. NCBI's taxonomy places the organism in Eukaryota, Metazoa, Arthropoda, Insecta, Diptera, Culicidae.